Naumovozyma dairenensis CBS 421 is the source of this 786-nucleotide messenger RNA. It is a transcript of the gene RSM25, whose product is annotated as mitochondrial 37S ribosomal protein mS23. Lineage: Eukaryota; Fungi; Ascomycota; Saccharomycetes; Saccharomycetales; Saccharomycetaceae. The coding region runs from base 1 to 786 and encodes 261 amino acids. The transcript has a single exon. The record is from RefSeq and is a predicted model, not a curated record. Gene Ontology annotation, molecular function: structural constituent of ribosome. Gene Ontology annotation, cellular component: mitochondrial small ribosomal subunit.
AUGAAAAUCCAAACGAAUGCGGUCAAUCUAGUAGAGAGGACCUCAGCAUACUUAAGUUCGGGACUAUUGCAAAACACACCAGCUUGGUAUGAUGUUGUUGCUUCUAUUCCUCCCACGAAGAAGUUUACUAGGGAACCCAAGAUAACGAAUCCCACCACGGGAAGAAACAAGACUUUUUUCAAGGAUGACCGUAUAAGGGUUAAUAAUAAAGGACUGUACAAGACAAGGAUGAAUCAAAUGGACAGAAAGGAUUCUGCAAAUAAUCUAUAUAAACCUCCAAAAUUAAUAUAUCUAGAAGAUCGUUUGAGAAGUCUCUUUUUUGAGCAACAUCCAUGGGAAUUAUCAAGACCUAAGAUCUUGAUAGAAAACUCUUUGGAAGAAAAUUUUGAUUGGAGUCAUAUCCAACAAUGGGAGAAACAACUAGACGGUGAAAGUGUCGUUCAAAGGACAUUAUAUCUGUUGAAAAAUGAGCCUGGGAUAAACAUGUUACAAGCUUAUAAUAAGGCACGUUUUGAAUUUUAUCGAUUGAGAAUACAACAAGAUAUAUCACAACAAGUUGCGCAAGAAGAAGCUGAGAUGUUUGGUUCUAUAUUCAGACAAACCUCUUUUGAACAUGGUAUAGAGAAAGAACAAAAGGUGAUCGAACAGUGGAAAAAGAAGGCUAUUCAAGAGACACAACUAAUGGAAGUUAGAAGCUCUAACCCAUCUGAUUCUUGGGCUGCACCUGAGGAACAAGAUCUAGAAGAGGACUUUACGGAAGGAGAACCUGAAAUUCUAGAUAUUUAG